AUGUCACGAAUCCAUGUGCAAAUCGGAUACGACCCUCUCGAUGACGAUUCCAGGAAGAAGAUCUGGGACGGCUAUUUCAAGAAGCUAAGCAAAAAUCACGAAGAAGGAGGUCAGCUCAUCCGCUGCAGUUAUGAUGCAAAGGAGUAUGUUCGUCGAGAGGAGGAUCUGCGAGUCCUCAAAUGGAACGGCCGCGAGAUACGAAACGGUAUGUGGUCUCUGACCCGUCUGGUUGCCAACUUUUAUGCUAACAUAGCCCAAGCAUUCCAAACCGCCGUUGCCCUGGCGUGCUUCCAGGCCAAACACGAAGGGAAUCGUGUUCCUGAGCUGACGGAUGAACAUCUUCGCCAAGUUGUCACCAUGUCACACAAUUUCAAGAGCUAUCUUAAGACAGUGCGUGGAGCUGAGGAAGAGAUGGCUUGGGCUGCGCGAAUCAGAAAUGACGAGACUAAGGCUUCGGAGGGAAAGAUUUCGAGUCAGGUGACCAACAUCUAG
Penicillium daleae is the source of this 492-nucleotide messenger RNA. RefSeq lists its product as uncharacterized. Lineage: Eukaryota; Fungi; Ascomycota; Eurotiomycetes; Eurotiales; Aspergillaceae. Bases 1 to 492 code for a protein of 163 amino acids. The transcript has a single exon. The record is from RefSeq and is a predicted model, not a curated record.